Messenger RNA from Phyllostomus discolor (pale spear-nosed bat), 1836 nucleotides. RefSeq names its product serine/threonine-protein kinase MARK2-like. The record is from RefSeq and is a predicted model, not a curated record. Bases 1 to 1836 code for a protein of 611 amino acids. The transcript has a single exon. NCBI's taxonomy places the organism in Eukaryota, Metazoa, Chordata, Mammalia, Chiroptera, Phyllostomidae. Gene Ontology annotation, molecular function: protein serine/threonine kinase activity; ATP binding. Gene Ontology annotation, cellular component: cytoplasm. Gene Ontology annotation, biological process: intracellular signal transduction; protein phosphorylation.
AUGUCUGACGACUUUGCAGCCACCUGUGGCAAUAAGAAACACGACAUUGGUGAUUAUAUACCCCUUAAAUCAAUUGGCCAAGGAUCUUUUGCAGAAGUUAAACUGGCCCAGCACAGCCUCACUGGGACCAAGGUGGCCCUCAAAAGCCUUAGCCAGUGGGGCUUGACUAGAGAGUCUGAGGAAAUGAAAUCUCUUAAGACCAUACACCAUCCGAAUAUCAUUGCACUGUUUGAAGUGAUCACCACCCGGGACAAACAUAUACUUAUCAUGGAAUAUGCGAGCAGAGGCGACCUGUUCGAUCACCUGGAGGAGUGCGGCCGCAAAACUGAGCACGAAGCCAGGCCCAUGUUCAGGCAAAUGAUUUCAGCCCUUCACUACUGUCAUCGAAAAAACAUCGUUCAUCGUGAUCUGAAGCCAGAAAACAUCCUGCUAGACGAGGACCUCAAUGUAAAGGUGGCCGACUUCGGUUUCAGCAGAGACUUUACUAAUUAUGAACUGACAACCGUCUGUGGCACCUACGCCUACAUGGCGCCGGAGAUUUUAGAGCGUCAGGUGUACGAUGGCCCCAAGGCGGAUGUCUGGAGUCUGGGGGUCAUCCUUUACCGCAUGCUGACGGGGGAUGAGCUGUUUGUGGGGGACACUGCUGGGGAAGUGAAAAAAGAAAUACAGAGUAAAAAGCUGUGUCUGCCAGAUUUUACAUCAGUGGAAGUUCAAGACCUCUUACAAAAAAUGUUGAGUGUUGACCCCAGCCAGAGACCCACACUAGAUGACAUCAUGAAAGACACAUGGGUGAACAUGGGUGAGGACGAGGAAAUGAGGCCCUACAGUGAGCCGCCCUGGGGGGACAUUGACCCCCAGGUGGCCAAAAUAAUGAAGGGCAUGGGCUUUAAGGAGCAAGAAAUCCGGGAGUCACUGACACAGAGUAAAUACGACAGGGUCAUGGGAACGUACCUGAUCCUCAGGAGGAAAACAACCAAGAUGCAGGGCCGCACCAUAAAGGUAAGGCCCUGCCCCUCCUCUGACCCGAGCACCAGCACUUCCUGCAGUGAAGAGGCUGAGACUCCCAUUCCCUCAACCAGCCCUGCAUCCAGCUUGGACUCAAGCUCUAGCCCUUCUCCUGGCGGCAAGGGGGCCAGGAAGAAAGGUCUCCCACCCAGAGUGGAGGCGAGGAUGUCUCCCUGCCCCGCACCGAGCCUGCAGCCCAGCUCCUCCUGGUCCACCCGCACCCCAGAAGAGACGGUGCCCGCCCCCCCACCCAGCCCGCAGUCCAGCUCCUCCUUGUCCACCCGCACCCCAGAAGAGACGGUGCCCGCCCCCCCACCCAGCCCGCAGUCCAGCUCCUCCUCGUCCACCCGCACCCCAGAAGAGACGGUGCCCGCUCCCCCACCCAGCCCGCAGUCCAGCUCCUCCUGGUCCACCCGCACCCCAGAAGAGACGGUGCCCGCUCCCCCACCCAGCCCGCAGUCCAGCUCCUCCUCGUCCACCUGCACCCCAGAAGAGAUGGUGCCUGUCCCCCCACCCAGCCUGCAGUCCAGCUCCUUGGCUUACUCACCCGCCCUGGAAGCAAGGACCACCACUCCUUUACACAGCCCACAGUCUGGAACCACCACUCCAAGCCCAGCCCUCCAGCGUGGCCCUGGGGGCUCCCCCACCACCCACAGCAGCAGCAACAGCAGCUCCUGCCAACACAUUUCAGAGCUGGGUGGUGGGACCCCAAGCUUUCCCUCUCGUAACCGCCAUGGCCAAAAGCAGGUGGCUCAGAGGAUUCUCAGGUUCUUUUUAAAAUGUAUCUGCUGUAGCCCGUCCACUAAGAAAAGAAGAGUUAUACCGAAGUAA